Molecule: messenger RNA, 1710 nt
Organism: Prunus mume (Japanese apricot)
Lineage: Eukaryota; Viridiplantae; Streptophyta; Magnoliopsida; Rosales; Rosaceae
Source: RefSeq, a predicted model, not a curated record
UUCAAUAGCGAACGCCUUAUCAUCUGUUAUCAUGGGGUACCGGAAAAUAUCUCAGCUUUGCGCUGCCGCCGCUGACCUCACCUCGGGUCAAGACCAUGCCUUAACGAUGGCUUCACACGAAGAUGAGCUCCUGGGCAAGAUAUCAGAGAUCGAGAAAUCCCUAGCCGCACUUUCCACCCAGAAAACCCAACUGGUUGAUUUGAAGAAAUCAAUAUCGGAUGAGCUCGACCUACUACGCGCCAGUAGGGCUCACAGUCACAAACAUGGGGCUGUUCAUCCUUACCCAAGAUUGCCCAUGAAGGAGGAGGCAUCAAUGACGGUAAAUCAGGGGGAACAUAGGUCUGUGUUUUUAAUGAUAACUUUCACUAAGGGAAACAUAGGUGCCCUAUAUGAAGUCAAAUUCAAAUACGGGGCAAAAGUUGAUGAUAUAGACGGAAGAGCCGUGCUUGAACCUGUAGUCACGUUCCCUUGUUUUAACGAGUGUGCAAGGAUUUUCAGCCGCUCCCAAGUAUAUGUAUUUACAGAGGAUGCUUGCGUUAGGUCAUUCGAUACGAAAACUAGGGAAUUAGAUCCCUCUGUACCUCCUACCUUAGAGUUGAAGCCGAGUGGAACAUUCGUGUCCGCAUAUGACAGACUCUAUUUUCUUGAAGAAGCAUCGCCCUUUGUAGCAGAUCCGCUUCCAUCUUUUGCGAAAUACAAUCCUGAUGAGAACGAUUGGGAGCGAAUGCCUGAGUUUCCAAUUCGUUAUCCUUAUCCUAUGCGGGUAACUGGUUAUGCCGUUUGUUAUGGACUUAUUUUGUAUACACUAAUUGACGGACAUGAAAACUCUGAUGUUGUUGCUUUUCACGUGGGUGGAAUGAAUUGGAUUCGAGUGGAAGUUGACACUUGUGAUUAUACUCCUUUCCGAGGGAGGGCUGUGGUUGUAGACAAGACUAUAUAUGCCUUGGAUCUAUUUCAAGUGGAUGAGAUUAUAGCAUUCUCCUUGAAGAUGAACAAACGCGUUGACGGUAGUAUUGCAUACACACUAAUCAAGCUGUGUAAAUUGGACGGCUUGAAGAUUGUGUCUCCACCAUGUCCAUUUGAUGAGCUUGAGAGUGACUAUUUCGUUCAUUUGGGGAACCUAGACUUUUUUCAUGUUAAGACUGGCACUAAUUAUGAAUUUUACAAGGUUCAACAUAUUUGUAUCACCACUUUUCAAAUAUUUGUUCGAGAAGACGGAAUACAUAUGAUCAAGACAUUACAUUCAACUGUUCUUCCUAUGGAUAUCGAGGCUUGUGGCCAGUUCACGCUCACGUUCGGCUUCACUCCAGAGCGCGAGGAUUAUGAACCCAUAAAAGGGGAGUGUAGCUAGCAUGAACAGCCCAAAUAAGAAGAUGAAACCACUAUCGAAGAGAAUUAUUUGAUGUGUGUGGGAGAUAGAAGCCAAGGAGGAAAUAAGCCCAGCAUGGGACAGCCAACCAGAAAAAAACCCCCGCAAACGGAAAAAAAAAAUAAAUAAAAAAGAAAAGAAAAAAAGAAAGAAGAAGAAGCGGAUUGAAGGAGGAACAUGUAGUAGAAAAUGACAUGUAAUGUAAAUACUUGAGGAGCAGGGAAUCUAUGUUGGAUUAGAUAUUAUUGUGGCAUUUUACUGCCAUCUAGGCCUUUGGUGUUAUAGGGGAAAAACGAUGUUAUUGAUUGUGAUAUUUAGCUGAUAGCUGAUAUGAUACAUUU